AUGGAGUCUAAUAACCCUAACUCCCUCAUCUUCUCUCUUUCCUCUUUGAACUCUUAUCCAACCACAAUAGAUAAGGAAAAUGGUGGCCAGCCGAAGUUUGAGGAUUUCCUCGGUGGCUCGGAUCAUAGUAGCUUCGGCGGCGGCGGCCGGUUUUCUGAGGAGGUUCAAGCAGCGGCAGUGGCGGCUGAGCCGCCGGUGAAGAAGAGUGCGGAGAAUUCCGUUUACUUGGGUGGAUAUGAUAAAGAAGAGAAAGCAGCUCGAGCUUAUGAUCUUGCAGCCCUCAAGUACUGGGGUCCGACCACCACCACCAAUUUUCCGGUAACAGAUUAUAAGAGGGAAUUGGAAGAAAUGAAACACAUGUCCAGGCAGGAAUUUGUUGCUGCACUCAGAAGAAAAAGCAGUGGGUUUUCUAGGGGCGCUUCCAUUUACAGAGGAGUCACAAGGCACCACCAGCAUGGGCGGUGGCAAGCAAGAAUUGGAAGGGUCUCCGGCAAUAGAGAUCUUUAUCUUGGCACAUUUAGCACUCAAGAAGAAGCAGCCGAGGCGUACGACAUAGCCGCCAUUAAAUUCCGGGGCCUAAACGCCGUCACCAAUUUCGACAUGAGCCGAUAUGAUGUGAUAAGCAUUGCCACUAACAAUCUCCCGAUCGGGGGCACUACGGUAAAUAAACCUAAAAUCUCGCCCGGGCCAACAUCAAACUAUAGGAGCGUGGAUGGGUCCCUUUCCACAGUCGAUGCCAACAAACUUGACCUACACUCUGCUUCCUCCCCAUCUUUUCCCUUCACGUCGCAAAAUCCACCCCCGGCACUGAGUUUUGCAAUUCCCGUUGUGGAACAAGUUCAUCAACCGUCGUCGAGCCUAUGGGCCGCCCUAGGCUUCCCAAACCCUAGUCCCGACCUACUCGCCCCUUUCCAAGGGUCCAACACAAGUGGUACAUCCGUUCAAGGUACAACACCGUACGGCUUGGAAUUUGGGCCCAACUUGUCCAUCGAUAGUGAAAACGAUAAUAGUAACGAUGGGUUUUUCAAUGGGUGUGGCUACAACUAUCACGAGCAACACAUUGGUGGUACAUCAUCGUCGAGUCUUGAGGAAGGUACAACUCACGAUACAGUGGUUUCUGGCGAUGUUAAUUGGGUGACAUCGACACCACCACAGCUGGCGACACAGUCGUUGCAAGCUGGACAACCGAGCCUAUCGGCUUUCCAGAGGCCGAUUUUCGGCAUGGAGUGA
This is a messenger RNA of Striga hermonthica, 1230 nucleotides long. Lineage: Eukaryota; Viridiplantae; Streptophyta; Magnoliopsida; Lamiales; Orobanchaceae. The record is from the annotation of a GenBank genome assembly.